This is a messenger RNA of Malus domestica (apple), 543 nucleotides long. RefSeq lists its product as uncharacterized. Lineage: Eukaryota; Viridiplantae; Streptophyta; Magnoliopsida; Rosales; Rosaceae. The record is from RefSeq and is a predicted model, not a curated record.
AUGGAUCCUAUGGUCUUUGUUCUGGUAUAUGUUGAUGACAUUAUUGUCACAGGGCCAUCUGCAGCAGCUUGCAAGCAUGUUAUUUCUCAACUUAGCUCUCUCUUUCCCAUUAAAGACCUUGGUGCACUUCAUUGUUUUUUGGGAAUUGAAGUCAAGCGAUCCUCCAAAGGCAUCUUUAUUUCACAAACCAAGUAUAUCUUGGAUCUGUUAAAAAUGGCUAAUAUGGUUGGAGCAAAACCAUGUGCUACCCCACUCAGUACAUCCAAGCUGGAUCAUUCUUCUCCGUUGCUUGACAAUCUUGCAGAAUAUCAAUCUUUGGUUGGUGCAUUACAAUAUCUCACUUGGACUCAGCCAGAUUUAUCAUUUGCAAUCAACCUUGUUUGUCAAUUCAUGCACAAUCCAAGGCAGUCUCAUUUUCAAGCAGUCAAAAGGAUCCUUGGUCUUUGGUUUACAAAAUCUAUCUCUGUUCCAUCUCUCAAAGCCUUCUCAGAUGCUGACUGGGCAGGUUGCACACUUGAUCGAAGAUCAAUUGGUGGUUAUUGA